This is a messenger RNA of Saccharomycopsis crataegensis, 1737 nucleotides long. It is a transcript of the gene TFC1, whose product is annotated as transcription factor TFIIIC subunit TFC1. The transcript has a single exon. Bases 1 to 1737 code for a protein of 578 amino acids. Gene Ontology annotation, biological process: transcription initiation at RNA polymerase III promoter. Lineage: Eukaryota; Fungi; Ascomycota; Saccharomycetes; Ascoideales; Saccharomycopsidaceae. Gene Ontology annotation, molecular function: RNA polymerase III type 1 promoter sequence-specific DNA binding; RNA polymerase III type 2 promoter sequence-specific DNA binding. Gene Ontology annotation, cellular component: transcription factor TFIIIC complex. The record is from RefSeq and is a predicted model, not a curated record.
AUGUCAAAACAGGAAGCCAGGCUUCAUUCCUUGGACCUCCCGCGGGUUAUCAGCGUGGAGUAUCCUCUCAAUAUCAAAAAUGUCGACAAAGCGGUGGCAAUGACCGGAGGAGCCCGUGCCAUCGCCGAACUGGCAAAGACUCAAGAACCUUUGGAACUCAGACUACGUCCCGGUGACAAAUACCAACACCCAAUAGAGGGAAAGAUGACACAUACUGAUAAUAUAUUGAUGAAGAUCAGCGUGCUGAAGAAAAUCCUCCAUGAAAAAUAUCACGGCAAUUUGCAAGCGUACAUCGAUGAUCAUCGCCAACAGAAGGACCAACCAUUAUACUUAAAGACCGAGCCGGUGGCCAUCAUCAAUAAAACUUAUCGGUUUAGAGAAAUGAGCGAUUAUCAAUAUAUCACCAAGAACUCGAAAUCCGCGCAAGAAGUUGCCGGAUCGGUGUUGACGGGGGAUUUGGAAAAAAUUCUGAGCUUGGAUAUAUCCAUCGACGAAUACCCUUGGUCGGCUAACAAUAAACCAAGAAAAGAUGAGGAUUUGGAUCUUCCGCCUCCCCCAAUUUUCUCCAGUAUGAAAGUCCCGGCUUUUUACGGCUACCAACAAAAUGAAAAGAAUUUUGCCCGAGUGUCGAAAUCGGGAGUAACGAAAUUGGUGCCGACCAACAAGGCCAGAAGACUUAGGGCCGCCAUUAUGGCGUGGGAUUGCCCUGAAGUACCUAGUUCCCCCGAUAUUGCCCUUAUUCGGGAAUGGGAAGAAUGGGCCAGCUUGGUGGUGCAAGUGAUUGAAAGAAUCAAGCAUGUUUCUAAUUACGAAGAUGAUUUCGAUUUGGAUGAUAUUUUCCCCCAUAGCAAACCUUUGCAAUUCCACAGUGAAAAGAUCCCGCAGACGUUCCAUAAUGAAUUGUUACGAGACCAAGAAACCAGCUUUGCGUACAAGAAUUUAAUGACAAUUGAGCAUUUGCAAAAAAUGUUUGAGAAACAUCCGAUCUAUUUGCGACGCCAGUUGUUGCUUCUGUUGCCAAAAUAUUUAAAAAGAAGUUUGAAAACCGGGCUCCCAUUCGUGUCAUAUUUGUUUAGAAAAGGUCCUUGGAGAAUGAUGUGUAUUAAAAUGGGAGUGGAUCCUAGAAAAGAUCAACGUUAUAGAAUGUACCAAAACGAAUCGUUCAGAGUUGUUGGAGUGAGUUCGGGAACGUUAUUAAAAGAAGAUGAGGAUAGCGACAAUGAAGAUGAGGAUUCUAAUAGUACCAAUUCUCAAAUGUUUGAGUUUUGGGGGGACAAAUUCCCGAAAAGUUUAUCAAUUUUGGUAAAAGAUCUUCAUGAUCCCGACGUGGUUGAGAUUUUCGACCUCAAUAAAGACUUACCGUUAAACAAGGUCCCUAAUGAGUCGUUUGGCUGGUACAAUCCCCGGAUUUUGAUAGCGAUUAGAAGGUUGAUCAGAUUCAAAUUGCCGUACUUGUAUAAGAAUAAAAAGAUUCCUGAAGAGCGGAUUAGACUGAUUAUUGAAGCGUCUUUGCAAGACGUUGAUUUUGACUCGAGGGCCGGGGACAAAGGAGCCGGGGAUGGGGAAUUCGCCGAUGAUGCCGAUUCCGACGAAGAGUAUUUUGAUUUCAAUGCGUUGAUUCAAGAAGGAAAUGAGGAAGAGCUUUUACAAUCGCUCAUGAAGUCGAAUCCAAAGUACGCCGAGGAGGUGAAGAAAUUGGUUGGGUUCAUCAAACAAGAGGAUUUAGAUUUACAAUGA